GCCGACAACAUCGACUAACUAUGUAUACGACAACUCAUGCGACAAACACGGCAGCUCCUCGUCAUCAAGCUAGCACUGGCAGCGAGCUUUAACCCGGCUAGGCUGAAAACGGAUAUUCUGGUUGUUCUCUGAUGAUGAUCUGCAUGUACCGCCAAGGGUUGCUCAAUAAUCAGGGACCUCUAUGACGUUAGACUGUCAAGGCGUUAGUCCUGCGCUUUCUCCGCUCGUCGAAAUGUCACGCUCACCCAGAUUUGCACGUGCGUGCGACAAGGGGAGAUAGCGAGAUCCACCCACUACUGUAGUUGGAGUGACGCAGACGGAAGGCGGGAUCAGGCGUAAAGUCGUGGACGUUUGCGUCCGACAAGUACGGGCAGCGCUUUGCAAUUCCUGCAUGGCCCGCACAUUCUGCAUCUCCACUGCCUGCGACGAUGCGCAUAUAUACAACCUGAAAACGAACUAGUGGACGCCAAUUACACUCACGCUCAGCAAACACCACCAUGGACACCCUCUCGAUUCAAAAACUCGACAAAUUCUUCCCCGCUCCUUCGGCGGCGCCAACGGGCUUCUGUCCGCAGCGGCUCCCCGGGACCAACGCGUUGGCAGCUAGGGAUGCGGUCAAACGCGCUUUAAGGGAGAAUCACGUCAAGAACCAUAUUUUCAACCGACCAGGCGGGUUUCACAACCACUGCUCGCAUCAUGUCCUCGCCGUCUACCCACUUGGUGCCUCAGCCCCGGUCAUUGAGGCACUGUACAGCGUAGAUUCGCAGAGGCACCAAAGACAUUCCCAAGGUAACUGAUAAGAUUACGUUGGAUAACUUCGCAAAACAUCUCGGUGAGGAAGAUAAGUGUUUUCCUUACUUGGCGUCUAUAUUACACUAACGAUAAUCUGUUCCUAACAGCUGCUACUCCCGGUACCUCGACUUCUUUGCUGAAGAGAUCGACCAGCACGGAGUAACGGAGACGCUCGAACGGUUCAUGUACUCUGACGAGUUCAACGUGAACGCCGACGGCACCGGGCUCGCUAUGCUCGCGCGCAAUUUCGAGCCAUUGUACCAUGCUAUGAUUCACAUUGGGUACUCCAUCGAAUUCGGCAUCCCAGGGCUAGCCGCUGAAGGUAUGGCGAUGGCCGCUGUGGACCCCAACGUAUUCAACCACCAGUUCCUCGCGCCGCUUUGGUCGACAGUGUCUACCAAAUCCUCCAAGACCCCCGAAGUCACCGUUUUCGACGUUCUCAACCUCGUCUACGAGGGCGACUUCGUCACGAGGCAGUUCGACACGCCGCAGGAGAACAUCAAAGUCACAUUCGAAGCGAAUACUGACCGCAUGCUCAAGUACGCGCUCGAAUGGAGCAUCGACCUGUCGAAGCCCGGCGAGCUCGACCGCAAGAUCAAGGAGUUGCAAUGGCUCAUGGUAAUCUUGUACGGCGUUGCUGGGUACCACGAAGGCAAGGGCCUGCAGGCUGAUUUCUACAACAUGCACCUCGUCACCUCAUGCCUCUUCCUCGGCCCGAACCUAUACCAGCUAUCCAAACGCUCGCAGGAGAUCUUCCUCCGCGCGUAUCUCGCCAAUUCACUCACCAUCUACCUCAUGUUCGGCCGCCCGCCCCUCGAUAUCGCCACGUUCUGGAAGGAAACCGCCGCAGCCGAGUUUAUUGUCCCCGCCGGGUUCAACAGCAGCAGCACAGGCACCGACGCAGGCUACACCGGGCCCGCGCAGCUCGACGCCAAGGUCCUCGCCUCAACCAAGGGCAACGCGAAUCCCUGGGCGACGCACGUGCAGAGCGCGAUCGUGGCCAAGGACGACCACUACGCGAAGCUCAUCCGCGCGCUGCUGCACCUCGCGGAGCGGUUCGGCGAUCGCCCGGCGGGGCACUUGGUGACGAUGGCGCCGAACUGUGGGUUGGAGGGGCUGGAGCAGAUCGACGGCUCGCUGUUUUUGAGGGUGGCUGGGUUGACAGCCGAGGCUGUGUACGACGCCCAGAUUUUCAGCAUUAACAAGCCUUACACGGGCUUAGAGCUUGCAUGAAGAGUAGUCGAGGAGCUUGGUAGGACUUGAUAAAGACGGACGUUUGACGUGAUACAUAUGCAUUUGAUGAUAGUUAGUGAUUGUGUAUAGUACAUCUUCCAACAUGAUAAAUAGAAAUAAGACCGCUCUCUGCGUACAAUAGCGAAAUGGUGUACAAAUCGACCACUCUCUGCGUAUAAUAGCGAAAUGGUGUACGAAUCGAGCACUUACUGAACGUAAUGCAUAACUGGAAAACGUCAGGGCACGACGGAACAGUAGGUGCGGAAGCAAGAGAAGGCUAGCAAAGAGAAGCAACGACUCACAUAAAUAUCCAUGAGCGCUAAUCCUCUCGUUCUCUUCCACCCUCGAGUCGCUCUUGUGAUCUUGACUUCCAAGUAAAGCUAAGGCCAUCGAUGCGCCACGCUGAAAGCUGCGCAUGCUCACCAUUGAUCUGGAAUCGGAGGCAUGAAUCACAGAUGAUUUGCUGGGCGUGACGUGGUAUCAGGUUCUUCGUGCAGAGCUUGCAUUGCCGAUGAUCAACAAGACGUGAGGUGCUGUGUUCUGUGGUUGGACGAUCGCACUGUGUGCUUGAGCGCCGGGAUUGGGGACCGACGUUUGACCGGUUUUCAUCUUUCCGAGAGGCACUGUACCUUCCGCCCCUAGGCCUGGCAGGCAAGCUCGACUGGGCUUGCUGAGAGCUCGAGCUCUUUGCCUGAUUCGGGGAGGCCUUAUGCCUAGAGGCUGGAGUCACCGAUCCCAAAGUGGCGGUGUUGAGAGCCUGGAGCACCAGCUGCUCUACUGUCGCGUGGCUGCUCUGGAGUCUGCGUGCAUUCGA
This is a messenger RNA of Coniophora puteana RWD-64-598 SS2, 2839 nucleotides long. RefSeq lists its product as uncharacterized. The transcript is spliced from 6 exons. The record is from RefSeq and is a predicted model, not a curated record. Bases 976 to 2025 code for a protein of 349 amino acids. NCBI's taxonomy places the organism in Eukaryota, Fungi, Basidiomycota, Agaricomycetes, Boletales, Coniophoraceae. Gene Ontology annotation, molecular function: oxidoreductase activity.